AUGUCCCGCCGGGGCCCCGCUCAGGACUCGGGCACCCCCAGGCGCAAGGCAGUGCAGGCCAUGGGGCCACGGGCCGCGGCGGGGCAGGCGGAGGCCCAGCAGCUGCAGGAGCUGCGGAGCCGGACGGAGAGGGCCGAACGGAGGCUGCUGGCCUGCGAGAACCUGGUCGGGGAGCUGGGCAGCAACCUGGCCGCCCUGGGCAACCUCCUCCAGGACUACGGGCACCUCCAGCAGCGGCUGGACAACGUGGAGAAUCUCCUGAAGAACAGGAAUUUCUGGAUCUUGCGGCUGCCUCCCGGCUCCCGGGGCGAGGUCCCCAAGGUACCGGUCACGUUCGAUGACGUUUCGGUGUACUUCAACGAGCAGGAGUGGGAGAGGCUGGAGCGCUGGCAGAAGGAUCUGUACAGGGCUGUGAUGAGGGGGAACUACGAGACGCUGAUCUCCCUGGACUAUGCGGUGGCCAAGCCUGACAUCCUCUCCCGGAUCGAGAGGGAUGAAGAGCUCUGUGUCCGAGACGGUCAGGAGCCCCCGCAGACGCGUAUCGGAGACAGUGAGGAGCCCCCGCAGACACCAGAAGAGAUGGACCGGGUGGAAGAGGCUUUGGGAGAAGACGAAGUCCCCGUGGAAGCUGACACAGACUAUGCGGUGCCCAAGCCUGACAUCCUCUCCCAGAUCGAGAGGGACGAAGAGCUCUGCGUCAAAGACGGUCAGGAGCCCCCGCAGACGCGUAUCGGAGACGGUCAGGAGCCGCAGACGCGUAUCGGAGACGGUCAGGAGCCCCCGCAGACGCGUAUCGGAGACGGUCAGGCCCCGCAGACAGGCGUCCCAGGUGGUCAGGAGCCCCUGCAGACACCAGAAGAGGUGGACCAGAAGGAAGAGGCUUUGGGAGAAGAUAAAGUCCCCAUGGAAGCUGACACAGAGCUCCCCAUCCUGGUGAUGAAUGUCAUGUCCCUGAGCGCGCAAAAAGAGGAGCGGCGCAGGGAAGAUCAGCCUGAGACAGAGAUGGAAGAGGAGCCGGCUGAGUCCAACACCGAGGGAGGCUUUUUAACGGAAAGUGAAAUGGCGUGUGAAGGGGCUUCUCCUGAAAACGUCAAGGUGAAGGAAGAGGAGCCCAAGGCGUUGCAAGAGGUUUCUGCACCCUCUCCCAGCCCAGAGAUCCAGAAGUGCCCCAAAAGCGAGCAGGCCAAGGCCAAGAGCAAGAAGAAGCCGAGCAGGUGCGCGAGCAGCAGCCUGCUGAUGGGCAACUGCCGGCGCGGCUACGUGCGCGAGUGGUCGCACCCCUGCACCGAGUGCGGGAAGCGUUUCCGUCUGAAAAUCAACCUCAUCAUCCACCAGCGGAGCCACGCCAAAGAGGGGCCCUACGAAUGCACGAUGUGCGAGAUCAGCUUCGCAGACAAACGCCACCUGGACCUUCACCAGAGCAUUCACAUAAAAGACAGGGCCUUUGGGGCCAAGGUCUGGGGGAACGUCCACCCGGAGCUGAGGAUCCGGCCGAGGAGGAGGUUCUGCGGGGCUUUCUGCGGAGGUGCCCACGGCCUGGGCAACGGGACGUACGCUGGGGGGCCCUGGCUGGGCCAGGCCAAGGAGGAGGUGGACAGAGGGAGCCUGUCCAGCGCGUGUUUCUCCCGACAGCAGAGUCCUAAGUCUAGUCGGAAGUCUGUGCUGAAAUGCAGUCUUUGCAAAAAGAUUCUCUCUUGCACCUUUUCCCUUCAGCGGCACCUGCAGACCCACUCGCGGGACAGGCCGUAUUGCUGCACCGCCUGCAAGAAAUGCUUCACCCGCCGAACUCACCUCUCGCGCCACGAGAAAAUACACGACCGCCAGAAAGCCCUGGCUGCGCUCCAGCAGCCCGCGACGGCCCAGCCCGCGACCGUUGUGCCAGCGCCCCGGCAGCCCCAGCCACGAGGAGCCCCGGAGGCACCCGCGGGCGGGAACGUUCCUCGCUCACCAGCCCAGGCAUCCGAGAGAAACGUUAGCCCAGCGGCCACCGCAGCCAAAGCGGGUCCAGCAAACGUGCUCCUGAUCAGUCCUGCAGAACUCGGACCGCCAGACAAGAACUGCCACAUCCACGGCUGGGGCGGGAGAGCCAUCCAGCCCGUGGUUAGACUAGGAAAUAGGGCAGCGGUUUCGGGGGUGACGGAGAAAUGACGACAGGAGAGAUCCAAACCGCUUGUGUCGCUGGAGAGAAACUGCGUGAGCGUUGAUUUUGCACGUGGUGGGGCGCUGGGGUUGUGAACCAUCUGUACGCUGGAUUUUAGGAGCCUUCCUGAAUUGUAGAAGGAAUCAAAAGCUUGGAUACCACCACAGAGAGCAAAUUACAGAAGCCUCCAGUGAUCCAAAAUGUUUUACCAUUCCUCAGACUCUCGUGUCUGCUGGCUGAUGCCUGAAAUUUUCCCGAGCUGACGUUCCUGGGAGAUAACCGGGUACCUCUCCUGCAGCCCAGCGAGAGGAACUGCACACAGCAGCUGAGCUCACCCGUUACUCGAUGCAGGAGCUGACCCCUCGCGUUUGGCAAUACAAUUACACGGUGAAGAGGACAGAGAGGAGGGAAUCAAGCUGGCGAGCCAGGCGGGAUUCCCAAGGAGCUCUUCACUUCACUGACAAAGUUUCUUGACCAAGACGCCGGAUGAAGAGAGCGUGGCAUCUCCGAGACCCCAUCGCGUCCUGGCCAUGCUUGUUUAAUAACCCACCCUGGUGAGGAAAUCUGCUAACCCCUCGACCAGGCUGGGAACACCGGAACGUUGCACUGGAAGAUCCGUAGACCAAAUCAAACCACAAUAUUUUCUGCUUGCGAGGGUGCUGCGGGUGUUUCUGAGGUCCCAAGCAGCACUCCUUCCUUCAACGAGGCCAGCCCGCGAGAGCCAGAAACACCCACGUGAGUUAAUUCCCUCAGGACCAGCCUGCACAGAUGGAGAGUCACUUUAGAAAUACUUCACGGGUAAGAUUACUCCUGCGCUGCAGCGGCGGCAGUCCGCGCGAGGACUCCUCCCUGGGGCUCAGGCGUGUCGGCUGCCGCGCGCCGACGCUGGCUCUUGCACGGGAGCAGCCCCUCCGCUCGGCCCUGCUGCGGAAGGAAGCCCCCGCUCUCCAAACUGCAGGCCGUCUCCUUUAGUCAUGUGCAAAAUCCCACCGUAACUAAUCCUAUGGAAGACUAGUUCUGCUAGCUACCUCAGACAUCUUGCGGAGUGAGACCUGCCCAGAGGCCAGGCGGGUAACUGGAGCCUGGGAAGCGAUGAAAGCCAGGCCACGUGUGGCUCCGGUGUCCCCAGGAAUCACUCGAACCGUGCGUGUCCGCGGCCAGAGCCCUGCGUGUGUCACGUGCGCUGCUGGGAAGCACGAAUUGUGUACGGAGAGAAGAAACUGGUCCUGGUGGCAUUGCCGUGCAGACCAAACAGAGAAGCUGUUAGGACUCUUGAGUUUAGUUUUCCAGGUUUUUUUUUUUUUUCAUUGAGUUGUUUGAUGUAAUUACUUGACAUCACUAAGUCCCUGUCCCUCUCCGGGCAGGGAGUGUGGGGAACCAGUUUGCUUAUCACAUUUUUCAUUCCUGGCCACUCACGAGGUCUGAUGGGCUGCAGGGGUGCUGCUGCGGGCAGCGUGCUUUGGGCGCCGAGGAAAUGCCCAUGCCGCGUCCUGGUGUAAUCCUCGGUGCCAAGCGGUGCCCGGCCACGUCCCUGCCCCGCGGAGGGACAGCAGUGUCAGCGCUGCUCCUCGGGGACACCCCCCAAGUCCCACUGCUCCUCUGGGCCGGUUUCUCACUCGAUUCCUGUCCCCCGCGAUUGCAGAGCGUGCCUGGGCUGCGGCGUUAGCCAUGAGGGGGUGACGGUGGCAGACAGGUUGGCCCCGUGUCCCCAGAGGGACGGCGCUGCCUGCUGCCAAGCCCUGUAGGAUACAGGGGCGGCUGAUGCCUUAUGGUUGUGUGGCGAUGGUGGGUCUGGCAGCGAGCCCUGCUCUGGCACAGCACGGCGGCGCGGGCUGUAGUGACCGAGCUGGUUAUCCCUGCCCAGGUAGAGAUCCCAGUGACACCCAGUUGAUCCCAGUGACACAGGGGAUGAGUCAGCUGGUGUGACGGUAUUGCCGGUGGGCAGUACCUCCAAGGGCCAGCGUGGCGGGUGCGGAGGGGCCGGCCUCUCCCUCGGGCCGACUGCCCCAACCGAGGCAUUUCUUCUAAAGCUGUUGUGACUGGGACCAGCGUUUCCUAUGAAAUCCCAGAUCCUUUUCUCAGGCUAUGGAAUCAGUAAAGUAUUUGUCUGUACAGCUGCCUGCUUUGUGGGGGGCUGAGCUGGCACCGGCGCUGCCGGUGAAGGGGUAACCUGGAUCGGCCCAGGCGGAGCGAGGCA
Gymnogyps californianus (California condor) is the source of this 4337-nucleotide messenger RNA. Its product is annotated as zinc finger protein 777-like. Lineage: Eukaryota; Metazoa; Chordata; Aves; Accipitriformes; Cathartidae. Gene Ontology annotation, biological process: regulation of DNA-templated transcription. The record is from RefSeq and is a predicted model, not a curated record.